Messenger RNA from Gastrolobium bilobum, 2047 nucleotides. Its product is annotated as thiamine biosynthetic bifunctional enzyme TH1, chloroplastic. The record is from RefSeq and is a predicted model, not a curated record. Gene Ontology annotation, molecular function: phosphomethylpyrimidine kinase activity; hydroxymethylpyrimidine kinase activity; thiamine-phosphate diphosphorylase activity. The coding region runs from base 153 to 1697 and encodes 514 amino acids. Gene Ontology annotation, cellular component: chloroplast. Lineage: Eukaryota; Viridiplantae; Streptophyta; Magnoliopsida; Fabales; Fabaceae. The transcript has 10 exons. Gene Ontology annotation, biological process: thiamine biosynthetic process.
UCAAUGGGUUGUGCUAUGCUCCUCUGUUGCCACUUCGAUUGUCGUGCUCAGGUAAGGUUGCCCCAGUAGUGUUUAAACAUGUGAGGGGUACGAGCUUCCCAUUUUGGAAUUCAGAUACUAAUCAAAAGAAUAAAAGGAAGGGUUUUGUGAAGAUGGACAUGCAAGCAGAUAGAGGUUCAACAAGCAUGCUGCACGGUUCUGACAACAAAAUUCCACAUGUGCUCACUGUUGCCGGCUCUGAUUCUGGGGCUGGUGCUGGAAUCCAAGCUGAUCUUAAAGCUUGUGCUGCUCGCCGGGUCUAUUGUUCCACUGUCAUAACUGCUGUUACUGCACAGAACACUGUUGGAGUUCAGGGAGUUGAAAUGGUGCCUGACGAUUUUUUGGCAGAGCAGUUGAAGUCUGUGCUCUCUGAUAUGCAUGUUGAUGUGGUCAAAACCGGCAUGCUACCCUCUCUUAGUGCAGUGAAGGUCCUUUGUCAGAGCCUUAGAAAAUUUCCUAUCAAAGCUCUUGUGGUUGAUCCUGUCAUGAUAUCUACCAGUAGAGAUGUACUUGCUGGUCCUUCUGUUCUUGCUGGAUUUCGGGAGGAGCUGCUUCCCAUGGCCGACAUUGUAACCCCAAAUAUAAAAGAGGCAUCGCUUUUACUUGGUGACAUGCCACUAAAAUCUAUUUCUGAUAUGCGCACUGCUGCAAAAUUGAUACAUGAUUUGGGUCCUAGGAAUGUACUUGUCAAAGGUGGUGACCUCCCUAAUUCAUCAGAUGCUAUUGAUGUAUUCUUUGAUGGUGAGAAAUUCUACGAGCUGUGUUCGUCGCGUGUAAAUACUCGCAACACUCAUGGUACUGGUUGUACUUUGGCAUCAUGUAUAGCAGCAGAGCUGGCAAAAGGUUCAUCAAUGCUUGCAGCUGUUAAGGUAGCUAAACGUUUCAUUGAGGCUGCGUUGGAUUACAGCAGAGACUUGGUCAUAGGAAAUGGAGCCCAAGGCCCUUUUGACCAUUUUUUGGCACUUAAGAAUAUCAAUCAGAGUUCUUAUAGACAGGAUAUAUUCAAUCCAAAUGACUUAUUGCUAUAUGCUGUAACGGAUUCAGCCAUGAAUAGGAAGUGGGGCCGUUCUAUUGCUGAAGCUGUUAAGGCUGCUGUAGAAGGAGGUGCUACCAUUGUUCAAUUAAGGGAAAAGGAUGCAGAGACACGGGACUUUAUUGAUGCUGCCAAAGUAUGCCUUAAAAUAUGCCGUUCGUAUGGAGUACCGCUACUUAUAAAUGAUCGUAUAGAUGUGGCCCUUGCUUGUGAUGCUGAUGGUGUUCAUGUUGGUCAGUCUGACAUGUCUGCAAAUCUUGCUAGAAGUCUCCUUGGUCCUGAAAAGAUAAUCGGUGUAUCAUGCAAGACGCCAGAGCAAGCGCAACAAGCAUGGAUUGAUGGUGCUGAUUACAUUGGUUGUGGUGGUGUAUAUCCCACUAAUACAAAGGCUAAUAAUCGCACUAUAGGUUUAGACGGGUUAAGGGAGGUAUGCCAGGCCUCUAAACUACCUGUGGUUGCAAUUGGUGGCAUUGGUUUGUCAAAUGCACGUGCUGUCAUGGAACUUGGUGUACCAAAUCUGAAAGGGAUUGCUGUUGUUUCUGCUCUAUUUGAUAGGGAAUGCAUUUUGACUGAGACAAGAAACUUGCUCGCGCUAACAAGUGAGGCAGCAUUGUUGAUACAAUGAACAUGCGGCAUUGUAGGAGCAAUUUUGCUAUCUUUAGAGUUAAGCGAUUGGUUAAAAAGUUGCUUUCAACUUUAAUGGAAACACACAACUGCAGAGUCUUUAUGCGCCAUGCUAAAUUUGUAGAUUCAAAAUUCCAGAAAAGGCAUUUAUGCCAUGAUCAAUACUGGGGCAGAACAAAACCUAUUUGGAGGUUCAUUUGUUUGCCUUUGUUGGAUAUCGUACCUGCUAAUUUACAGCUUGAAUUAUAGCAAGAAUGAUAGCAGGGGAAAGCCAUUGUAAUUUUUAUUUGGGAAAUACUAUUCUCCUUUCACAUAAGAUAAUUUCUCUCGUGUUCUCUUAUUUCGAUUUUC